Rhineura floridana is the source of this 168-nucleotide messenger RNA. RefSeq lists its product as uncharacterized. Bases 1 to 168 code for a protein of 55 amino acids. The record is from RefSeq and is a predicted model, not a curated record. The transcript has a single exon. NCBI's taxonomy places the organism in Eukaryota, Metazoa, Chordata, Lepidosauria, Squamata, Rhineuridae.
AUGCUGUUGCUACUGUCAUUGCUGCUGCUGCUGCUACUGCCGUUCUUACUGAUUUUCCUUUUGCUCCUACUGCAUGACGGCUGUGUUUUCCUCCAUCUAAGCAGUCACCAGCCUCAGAUGCUCAAGGUGAGAAGCCAGCCUUUCAUUCUGGGCUGUUGGUUCACUUAA